CAACUCUCGGUGGAACAGGGAAAUAUUAUGCCAAAAGCCCGUUUUUCACCGUCGUACUCUUCGCUUGCUCGGUCCCCGCGCAUCAGCCACGCUAAGCAGACUGAUUCCGUUGAAACCGACCGAAGCACUCCCAGAUCAGCUGCCUCUACUGGGGAGGCGGAGAAUCGCUAUCGCUCCAACAGUCAGGCUCUGAAGGUAAUUAGUUGUCAGCGCUGGGUCGGGAUUGAGCUGUGUGUGUGGGUAUUCUACACAAAGGGAGUCGAUUAG
Protopolystoma xenopodis is the source of this 267-nucleotide messenger RNA. Lineage: Eukaryota; Metazoa; Platyhelminthes; Monogenea; Polystomatidea; Polystomatidae. The record is from the annotation of a GenBank genome assembly.